Molecule: messenger RNA, 936 nt
Organism: Hippopotamus amphibius kiboko
Lineage: Eukaryota; Metazoa; Chordata; Mammalia; Artiodactyla; Hippopotamidae
Gene: SRP19
Product: signal recognition particle 19
Exons: 5
Coding region: 99-533 (144 amino acids)
Biological process (GO): SRP-dependent cotranslational protein targeting to membrane, signal sequence recognition; SRP-dependent cotranslational protein targeting to membrane
Cellular component (GO): signal recognition particle, endoplasmic reticulum targeting
Molecular function (GO): 7S RNA binding
Source: RefSeq, a predicted model, not a curated record
CUUCCGGCGGAAACGGGGUCUUUCGGGAACUAGAACCGAGUUCCGGUCGGCUUUUUGUCUGCGGGUGCGGUCUGGUUGCUGUCUGGCUUGGGGUGAAGAUGGCUUGCGCCGCCGCGCGAUCCCCGGCCGACCAGGACAGAUUCAUUUGUAUCUAUCCUGCUUAUUUAAAUAACAAGAAGACCAUUGCAGAGGGGCGGCGAAUCCCCAUAAGUAAGGCUGUUGAAAAUCCUACAGCUACAGAGAUUCAAGAUGUGUGCUCAGCAGUUGGACUUAAUGUAUUUCUUGAGAAAAAUAAAAUGUACUCUAGAGAAUGGAAUCGUGAUCUUCAGUACAGGGGCAGAGUCCGAGUCCAGCUCAAACAGGAAGAUGGCAGCCUCUGUCUUGUACAGUUCCCAUCACGUAAGUCAGUAAUGUUGUAUGCUGCAGAAAUGAUUCCUAAACUGAAAACAAGGACACAAAAAACAGGCGGUGGUGACCAAAGUCUUCAGCAAGGAGAGGGAAGUAAAAAAGGGAAAGGAAAGAAGAAGAAGUGACCUGGUAUGAGAAUCAAGGAUGUGGUACUACUGAAAGAAACAUGAGUGGAGGCUUCUCAUUUGUAUCUGAGAGAAACAGACUUUUUGUUUGCAUCAUUUAACCGAGUUAUGAACGUUUGUGCCUCCCAUCUUCAGCAUCACAGUUGACAGUGAAAUACAUUUACAUCAGAAGUUUGCAUCCAGCUCUCAUGCAGUAUAAAAGAAAUUUUGUUUUUUGCCUUUUUACAGAGUUUUUGUGGAAGAAAGAAGUGUAUUUUUAAAUGGACAGUGGACUCUACUACGUUACUUGAAAUCCUAUUUGUUAGUCCUCUGUGUAAACAUGUUUCCGAAAAAUGAGUUUAAUAAGAUUUGAAAUACACAUUUUGUUUAUCUUUUAAGUUAAUGAAAUAAAAUUUGAAACUGA